This is a messenger RNA of Lodderomyces theae, 2094 nucleotides long. RefSeq lists its product as uncharacterized. Gene Ontology annotation, molecular function: RNA binding. Lineage: Eukaryota; Fungi; Ascomycota; Pichiomycetes; Serinales; Debaryomycetaceae. The record is from RefSeq and is a predicted model, not a curated record. Gene Ontology annotation, biological process: cytoplasmic stress granule assembly. Gene Ontology annotation, cellular component: cytoplasmic stress granule. The coding region runs from base 1 to 2094 and encodes 697 amino acids. The transcript has a single exon.
AUGAAGCCCCAAUCGAAUCGUACGGGUAACAAGAUUGUUCACCGCCGCGCGGGCUCGCGUCACAAUGGGAACUCGACUGGUUUCGGUGGCAGAGUUAGUCCUACCAGAGGUUCUUCAUCAGGUCAGGACAAUGCAAAUGGCCAAGCCAACUUUGGCGAGGAUCAAGGUGACAACAGAUUGAUUUAUUUGCUUGCAAAAUCUCAUGGAAAACCUUGUACUGUCACCACCACUGAUGGGAGCCGUUACCGCGGUUUAUUGUUGGCUACUGAUAUGUGGGCACGAAACUCCAACUCAGCUGUUUCCGUGGUGAUCAAACUGCCCCAAUUAGUUGGCAAAAGCUUGAUCGAUGAGAAGAAUAACCUUGAUAGGUUACCGGAACAGCUUGUUAUACAAUCCAAAGACUUGAUGGAUUUGGAGGUUGAGGUAAAUGUCAAUGAACCCAUCAAGCACUACACCAGAGAGGAGUUUAAGACUGAUGCCGAUAUCUCUAAUAAUCAUGGGAAAAUCAAGCCAUUUGAGGAACGUGAGUUGGUCAAGUGGGAGCCCGAGGAAGAGGAAGGGGUUCAGAGAUUGACUUUGGAGGAUGAAGCCGCCGCUACCACCACCAGCAGCACCACCACGAGAAAUGGAAACUUGCAUUGGGAUCAGUUCAAGGUAAAUGAGGAGAAGUUUGGUGUGGAAAGCACUUACGACGAGCACUUGUAUACUACAAGAAUUGACAAGUCAGCUCCGGAUUACGAGCAACGUCUUGCCAGAGCUAAUCAAAUAGCUGCUGAGAUUGAAGGGCAAGCGACAACGGAUCGUCAUAUUUUGGAGGAAAGAGGCAUUCAAGUGGAUGACAGUGGUUUGGAUGAGGAGGAUAAGUACUCCGGAGUUGAUAGGAGAGGUGAUGAAUUGAUGGCUGCUUUGAAGAUGAAUAGUAAGCUGGCCAAAAACGACCAAGUUGCUUCUUCAACUGGUCAAGAUGCAUCAAAGUAUGUAACCCCAAGGCAACGUGCCGCAAACUAUCACAAUGACCCGGCAAUCGUGUCGAGUUCGGCCGCAAACAAAAGAUCUGAAAAGAAAGCGCCAGAUUCAGUUCCUGCAAAGCCACAAAUUCCAAACGAAGCAUUUAGACUUAAUGCCGAGAGUGAAAUUUUGUCUCUUCGACAAUUUAGUGCAAACUUUAAAAUUCCUCACAAGAUUCCUCAAGAUCUUUUGCCCAUUUUGACAAAGGAUAAACUUAAGCAAGAUGAGAUCUUGAAGAAGCAGCAACAGGAGCAAGAGGAGAAGCAGAAACAAGUGGAGAAACAAGAGCAACUACAAAAUCAACCGCAAAAGCAAGAACAAAAGCAAGAGCAAGGGGAGAACGCAAAGCCACAGAUCCCACUGAAUGCUUCGACACCUGGUACUGCAGCCCCUCCUUCACAAAGACCUCCUGUUCCAUCAGAUGCGCCUUCGACUUCAUCUGCACCACAACUGUCUUCAGCCAAGCCAGGAGCAGAAAAGAGACUGCUGAAAUCGUUCAAGCUCAACCCUAAUGCAGCAUCCUUCACCCCAUCCCUCCCACACACUACAUUGACGUCCCCACCCAAAACUGCUUUCAAUAAGCAAGGUCCAACGUCUUCUCCAUACACAGCUAAUACUAGGACCUACUCGUCCAAUAGUAGCACCCAAGGAACUACCAAAAGGCAUUUCCAGAUUUCAGCACAAGACUUUUUCGGAGAUGUUAGCAAGGUACCAACUCAAGAAAAGCAGGCGCAAAAGUUGAAAGAGUUGAAAAAUGGGUUCAACAUGUUCAAUACUACAAAAGCCAAAGCUGGGGAUGCAAAUACAAUUUAUUACGAAAAGCCAUUUCAGACUCCACCUACAUGGGAUGCAACGAUUGAGGAAACGCAUGAGGCACUUUUCCCAAGACCAAUGUUUAAGUCACCCUCAUAUAUGCCAAAUCCAAUGAUUGCAGCUACUGCACCAAUGCCAUACAACUUUCAAAUGCCCCCUCAGCCACAAUUCCCACAGCAAGUUGCGCCUGCAUGGUUCAUGCCGCCACCUCAGAAUUUUGGAAUGAUGCCAAAUCCGUAUCAAAAUGGACAACCAGGAAGAAGAUUUAAGUAG